GCGCCGCAGUCGGAAGCAGCGAGACCGGAAGCAGCGAGACGCGCGGCGGCACGAGCGGCUCCCGCGGCGCCAGCGACCCCUGGAGGCUCCCAGCAGCGCUGCAGCGCGUGGUCGCAGCCUGGGUCAGUCCCCCGCGCCUGGAGAAAAGGGAAGGAGGGUCGGCCCUGAGCGGACGCCAUGUCUCAAGCCGAGUUUGAGAAGGUGGCGGCUAUGGUCCUGCAGAUGAAGAUCAAGGUCACCGAUCAAGAGCUGCUGGAGAUUUACAGUCUCUACAAACAAGCCACCAUCGGCGACGUCAACAUCUCCUGUCCCUGCGCGGUGGAUGUCAAAGGCAAGGCCAAAUGGGAGGCCUGGAACGGGCGCAAAGGGAUGAGCAAGGAAGACGCCAGGAAGAAUUACAUAACCCGAGUCCAAGAGCUCAAGAACAAGUACGGCGCGUAAAUCAGAGCGCGUGCUGGGGUCUGGUCCCCCCAGCAUGGGUCACUUCAUCCCCUCGUAUGCUUCCUCUUUGCCCUCCCCUUCCUUUUGACCAGUCGUGCAUCUGCCAGGCCAAUAAAACUGCCUUC
Messenger RNA from Alligator sinensis (Chinese alligator), 566 nucleotides. RefSeq names its product acyl-CoA-binding protein-like. The coding region runs from base 178 to 441 and encodes 87 amino acids. The transcript has 2 exons. The record is from RefSeq and is a predicted model, not a curated record. Gene Ontology annotation, biological process: fatty acid metabolic process. NCBI's taxonomy places the organism in Eukaryota, Metazoa, Chordata, Crocodylia, Alligatoridae. Gene Ontology annotation, molecular function: fatty-acyl-CoA binding.